AUGGGAUCCCAAAUCUUCAAACCCCUCCAAGUGGGCACCAUAAACCUCAACCACCGAGUAAUCAUGGCACCACUAACGCGCCUCCGAUCCUCCGCCACCCACGUCCCCCUCCCAAUCUCAACAAAAUACUACGAACAACGCGCCUCCGUCCCAGGAACCCUCUUGAUCGCCGAAGCAACCCAAAUCUCCCCCUCAGCAGGCGGCAUCCCCCACGGGCCCGGAAUAUGGAGCGAAGCCCAAAUCACCCAAUGGAAAGAAAUUACCAACGCCGUCCACGCAAAGGGAAGUUUCAUCUUUUGCCAAUUGAUUGCGCUGGGCCGGGCUGCUGAUCCAGCGACCCUUCAAUCAGAGGGUGAAGGAUAUGAAGUGCUGGCUCCAAGUGCCAUACCAAUGGAAGAAGGAAAGCCAAUUCCUAAAGAAUUGAAUGAGGAUCAAAUCCAAUCCAUCAUCCGAGAUUUCGGUAUAGCAGCGAAGAACGCGAUUCGCGCCGGUUUCGAUGGCGUCGAAGUUCACGGUGCGAAUGGGUAUCUUGUUGAUCAAUUCCUACAAGAUGUCAGUAAUCAGCGAAAUGAUCGUUGGGGCGGAAAUAUACCCAACCGCGCUCGUUUCGCGCUGGAGGUUACAAAGGCACUCGUUGAAGCUGUUGGUUCUGAACGGGUCGGAUUCAGGACCAGUCCGUGGAAUACGUGGCAGGGUAUGAAGAUGGCAGACCCGGCUCCUCAAUUUGCAUACUUGGUUGAACAGUUGAGAGAGUUGAAGCUUGCUUAUCUCCAUGUUAUCGAGUCAAGGGUGAUCAAUAAUGUGGACUGCGAGAAAGGGGAGAGUAUUGCGUUUUUACUCGAUAUUUGGGGCCGCACGGCUCCUGUUUUUGUGGCGGGCGGAUAUAAUGCGGAUAAUUUUGAAGAUGCGCCGCGGGAGUAUGAGAACAACGACGUGGCUGUUGUUUUUGGACGUCAUUUUCUUGCGAAUCCGGAUUUGCCGUUUCGACUUCGUUAUCAGAUUGGAUUGAAUCGGUAUAAUCGGGAUUCCUUCUACAGUGCCAUGAAGGAAGAUGGAUAUGCGGAUUAUCCAUUUAGUCCUGAGUUUUUGGAUUCGCAGUAA
Messenger RNA from Penicillium waksmanii, 1101 nucleotides. RefSeq names its product alkene reductase. Gene Ontology annotation, molecular function: FMN binding; NADPH dehydrogenase activity. Lineage: Eukaryota; Fungi; Ascomycota; Eurotiomycetes; Eurotiales; Aspergillaceae. The coding region runs from base 1 to 1101 and encodes 366 amino acids. The record is from RefSeq and is a predicted model, not a curated record. The transcript has a single exon.